Molecule: messenger RNA, 2652 nt
Organism: Patiria miniata (bat star)
Lineage: Eukaryota; Metazoa; Echinodermata; Asteroidea; Valvatida; Asterinidae
Product: cytochrome P450 3A24-like
Exons: 13
Coding region: 158-1702 (514 amino acids)
Molecular function (GO): oxidoreductase activity, acting on paired donors, with incorporation or reduction of molecular oxygen; heme binding; steroid hydroxylase activity
Source: RefSeq, a predicted model, not a curated record
ACAACACCUUCUAUUUUUAAACAUGACUCUCUAAAAAGAAAAACAAGAUUUGCGUACUACACCUUUGGCCCAGCACAUUAUGCUUGCGCAAAGCUAGUCCUAGCUGUGUCUCCAAAUUAUUCAAACAGUCAAGUUUCCUCGUGCAUGGUGAGCGAGCAUGGAGCUGUUUGGGCUAGACGUGUCUGUGACGUGGACGUUGGUUGUCGGCGUGCUGCUCUUGUUAGCAUGGUAUGAUUGGUGGUGUCAUCAUUAUUUCCAGAGACGAGGAAUCCCUGUGGCCGACUACAUUCCCUUCUUUGGGAACAUACUGCAAUGGCGUCGUGGAAUCCAGACAACUUUCACCGAUUAUGUUAAGAAGUACGGAAGAGUUGUCGGGACGUACGUGUUCCGUAAGCCAGUCCUGAUUAUCGCCGACCCUGAUCUUCUGAAGAACAUCCUGGUCAAGCAUUUCUCGAGUUUUUACAACCGUCGGAUUCCCUCGAUAUCUCAGAAACCUUUAAACAGAGGCAUGACUCGGCUUGUGAAUGAGGAAUGGAAAGAUGCGCGCAACGUCAUCACUCCGUCAUUCAGUGCCUCCAAAAUGAAAAAGAUGUCUUCGAUGAUCAAUGAGUGUUGUGAUACUCUGGUGGCGAGUAUCGGUAAGGCGCGAGAGGGAGACAAGUUCAUCGACUUCAGAGUUGUGUUCGGUGGCUUCACAAUGGACGUCAUUGCCAAGUGCGGUUUUGGUCUCGAGGUUGACUCCCAGGGGAACAAGGAUGAUCCGUUCGUUAAGAACGCAAUGAGGCUUUUGAAUUUCAACAGGUUUAAUCCUUUGUUCCUGAUUUUGACUGUUGUUCCGUUCAUGGGACGUGUGUUUGCCUUCUUGAACAUAUCUUUGGUUGCACCUGACGCCCUCAAGUUUUUCACGGACGUGACGGAGGCCGCGUGCAAAAUGCGAACGGCAGAGGGCGCACAGGCCUCCCAGCGCGUUGAUCUUCUUCAGUUGAUGCUGAAUGCUCACAAUGACCCCGAGGUUGAUCAGGAAGACACGCCCUCUUCAGACAAAGCCAAAGGAAAGGGCGUGGUCCAACGCAAGCCCCUGUCGACAGUGGAUGUCAUAGGGCAGUCUCUCACUUUUUUCCUGGCUGGUUACGAGACCACCAACACGCUGCUGAGCUUCACUGCCUACCUGCUGGCUACCAACCAAGACACGCAAGAGAAACUGCACGCUGAGAUUGACAACCUCGCUCCCACACGUGACAACCUCGGCUAUGACGUCAUCGCCAAGAUGGAGUAUAUGGACAUGGUGAUCAAUGAAUCACUGCGCAUGUAUCCCCCAGCAGUCAUGUUUGAUCGUGCGUGCAAUGAUACCAUCACCUUCGAGGGCCUUACCAUUGAAAAGGGUGUGGGAGUGAUUGCCAGUGUCUGGACUAUUCAUCAUGACGAGGAAUACUGGAACAAUCCCGAGAAGUUUGAUCCCGAGAGAUUCAGCCCUGAGAACAAGGCCUCCAUCAAACAGUGCACUUUCCUACCAUUUGGCUUCGGUCCUCGUAACUGCAUUGGUAUGCGCUUUGCCUUGCUGGAAGCCAAGAUGGCGCUGGUCCGUGUGCUGCAGCAGUAUCGCUUCGAUGUCUGCUCAGAAACCGAGAUCCCACCAACUGUUGGCAAGGCAGGUCUCAUGUCACCCAAGAAUAUAAAUCUGAAGGCCGUUCCAAGGAACUAACCGUCCAAAUCAUAUUUGCAACCACACCCAGACUCCUUUGCCUAUUUCAUCUGAGUCUGUCUAAGACAUAGCCGGUGUUUGUUUGUUUUUUCGAUUUUAGUUUAUUUUAAUCUUAGUCUAGGUUUGACCAAUUAAGGAAAUUGUUUACCCAUGUCCAUUGCAUUUAACGUGUACCCUUAUUGUUUAAUGAUAUAUCUUUCCGAGUAUUCUUAUUUUUUCUGCAGAAAAGAUAAAUCUCUUGCAAAGUUUGUGGUUGAUUCCAUGUGCUUCGUGCAAGCAUCCUUGACAUUGACAAUGUGAGACAUUACUAUCGUUGUGUGGUGCUUUUCCACAUCACGAUUACUAAUUAAGUAAAGGAUGAAUUAGCUUGGUGUUGCUAUCACUUCCUGACUGGUCGCCAUUCCUCUUUUCGAUGUAGGCUUGUACAGAGUAGAGCGAUCGGGAACCAGUUUUAAUUCGUUCUUGUUGUAAGGCUACGCAGUCCUUUUAAUUCACAUUAUGCAAAGCCUAUACCAGAUAUCUCGCACUUCUAGUUUGGUACGUAAUUCACUCUUCAUCAAGACUGCUUUGAACAAGCUGCUUGUUUAAUUUUUACCGUUUUGUACCGUAUACAAUAGUUGAUGUUUAGUUUAUGUCAAAGGAAUUUUAGUAAAUUCCAAAAUGUGAAAUUUAAUUACAAGUAAAUCUAAUGUCAAUCUAAUAAAUUCAUAGAUCAUUAGCUUUGCAGCCAUUCUUGGGGUGUGCAUGGGUAGACCAUUAUGCAUUCAUUAAAAACUACACAAAAUGCCUCAAACAUGGCUACUUGAUGCUAAGGGUCUAUAGUGCGUUUUGUGUCCAAAUACAAAUAAUACACGUACUAAUCUCGGUGUCACACAAAGAGUGCGUUCGAUUACUUCCCCGCGCUUACUCGUGCAAGCGCGACAGCGUUCGAUUUACCUCUCACGUGACUU